AGCUUUGCACGAAUUAUGGAGGGUGGUUACGCUCGACGGCUUUUGCAAGUGGGAAUUAGAUCAAUUACAAAAGAAGGUCGUGAACAAGGAAAAAGGUUUGGCGUGGAGCAAUACGAAAUGCGAACUUUUUCCAGAGACCGCCAAUUUUUGGAGAAUCUGAAACUUGGUGAAGGUGCGAAGGGCGUGUAUAUUUCUGUGGAUAUCGACUGUAUGGAUCCAGCAUUUGCUCCCGGAGUAUCUCAUAUAGAACCAGGCGGUCUCUCUUUCCGUGAUGUUCUAAACAUACUGCAUAACCUUCAAGCGGAUGUUGUUGGUGCUGAUGUUGUUGAGUUCAACCCACAGCGUGAUACUGUUGAUGGCAUGACUGCAAUGGUUGCUGCGAAGCUGGUAAGAGAACUUACUGCCAAGAUAUCCAAGUGAUCUGCACAGGUUAUUCUAAAUUUAUGAAGGACGCAAUACUGUGCAUCCUAUAUAGACCGCUUGCGUUAGAUUUAUACUCACUUUUAUUGGGAAGUUUAAUAGAGGAUAAGCACCAAAGAAAGUGUUUAUUCACCUUAUUGUAGCACUGAAACCGUAUUAGAACUUAAAAUGGAAGUAUCAGGUAGGCCUAGUAGAUGCUCAGUUUUCCAUUGCAAGAUCAAAUUAGACAAUGAGAAUUAUUUCAUGUUAUUGAUUGGGAUAUCUGUAAGCUCACCUCCCAAAAUAAGCUUUCUUCGCUGCUCCUACUUA
Messenger RNA from Nicotiana tabacum (common tobacco), 729 nucleotides. The record is from RefSeq and is a predicted model, not a curated record. NCBI's taxonomy places the organism in Eukaryota, Viridiplantae, Streptophyta, Magnoliopsida, Solanales, Solanaceae.